Phytophthora infestans T30-4 is the source of this 1596-nucleotide messenger RNA. Its product is annotated as AMP-binding enzyme, putative. NCBI's taxonomy places the organism in Eukaryota, Oomycota, Peronosporomycetes, Peronosporales, Peronosporaceae. The transcript has a single exon. The record is from RefSeq and is a predicted model, not a curated record. Bases 1 to 1596 code for a protein of 531 amino acids. Gene Ontology annotation, molecular function: CoA-ligase activity.
AUGAUCUUCCGCUCGCGCCACCCCACGCUCCCCAUUCCGGACGACGCUUCCAUCUGGAAGGUGGUCGAGAGUCACGCACGCUCCAUCGGCAGCAAGAAAGCCUUCGUCUGUGGCAUCACAGAAAAGUCGCUCACAUUUGCGGAGCUACUUGAACAGUCGAAAAAAGUGUGCGCAGGACUCGCUGCCAAUGGCUUCAAGAAGGGCGACGUCGUCAUCUUGCACUCUUUCAACUGCCUCGAGUACGUUGUGGUCUUUCUUGCACUCAACCGCCUUGGAGCCAUUGUGUCUCCGUCCUCGCCACUUUUCAAUGGCAAGGAAUUGGCUGACCAGAUCGAGAUCGCUGAAGCGGUUGCAGUCAUUUCGCACCAGAAAUUCGCCAAAGGGGCAGUGGAGGCCGCGGGACUACGUCGUAUGCCACUCUCGCAAGUGUACACCCUCGGUCAAGCUGGAGGGCCUACAGGACUCAAGUCUAUUGAAGGGCUUAUUGCCCAGAACUUGCCAUUCCCGAGCCUCCCUCCAAUUAAUACCAACCAAGUGGUGACACUACCGUUCUCUAGCGGUACUACCGGCCGUCCUAAGGGGGUGGAGCUGACGGCACGUGCAAUGUACGCGUGUGGCAUCCUACCGGCGUACCGUGAAGAUGAUGUCGAGUACGUGUUGGGGAUGUUGCCGUUCUUCCACAUUAUGGCUACAAUGAUCUUCCAUGUCACCAUCUACAAAGGCGCAACCAUGGUCGUGUUGCCCGGGUUCGACCCUGAAACUUUCCUGCGUACUGUAGCCAAGUACAAAAUUACGAAGUUGAACCUCGCUCCGCCUCUUAUUACGUUUUUGGCUAAACACCCGAUUAUUGACAAAUACGACCUCUCGCACGUGACUCACGUGGGCUCAGGAGGAGCACCUUUGGGUAAGGAGGUGGAGCACGCAGUCAUGCAACGACUGGGGAUCCAAGUGCUGCAAGGUUACGGUAUGACGGAGUUCGCUGGGUGUGCUUCGAGCUCGUACCCGACUAUCUACCGUGAUGGCGCUUCUGGUACGCUACAUCCGAACACGGAGUUGAAGGUGAAGCACUUGGAGACGGAUGAAGAUCUGGGUGUGAACGAAACUGGAGAGCUGCUAUUCCGUACCCCCGCGCUGAUGAAGGGUUACUUCAAGAACCCCGAGGCUAACAAGGUUACGUUUACUGCAGAUGGCUUCGUCCGCACUGGAGAUGUUGGGUACAUUGAUAAAGAUGGCUACAUCUUCAUUGUUGAUCGACUCAAAGAGUUGAUCAAAUAUAAGGGACACCAAGUGGCACCCGCAGAGGUGGAGGACGUGGUCAACUCCCACCCAAAAGUUGCGGACUCUGGUUGUGUUCGAGGUUUCGACCCUGCUUGGGGGGAGGAAAUCCCCAAGGCAUUCGUGGUGCUGAAGGAGGGUGAAAAAUUAAGUGAGAAAGAACUCAUGGAAUACGUGGCAGGAAAAGUCACGGGCUACAAACGAGUGCGUGAAGUGGAGUUCAUCGACGUCAUCCCCAAGAGUCUGUCAGGUAAAAUCCUCCGUCGUGAGCUGCAGAUCCGUCAGAACGAAAAGAUCAAGGCGGUGCAAAGUCGUCUGUAA